Molecule: messenger RNA, 1686 nt
Organism: Miscanthus lutarioriparius
Lineage: Eukaryota; Viridiplantae; Streptophyta; Magnoliopsida; Poales; Poaceae
Source: the annotation of a GenBank genome assembly
AUGCCCCCGGGGACCUUGAAGAUGAGGAGUGACAGAGCCGCCGCGGUUAGGGCGACGCCGCACGAGAUCAAUGCCACCGGCAGCUUCGCCGCGUUUUGGCUGGCAUCAGACAUCAGCUCCGUCAAUCUGACCGCCGGGAUGGCCAUUUCUUUGUGUGAUUCAGUGCGUGUGGACUGUGAUGCCGGGAACCCGGGGCUGCUAAUUUCUGCACCCGAGGGAGUGGAAGUGGAAAUGGAAAUGGAAGGAAAGAUCGACCUAGCUGCUGACCUGUACAUGCCGGGUACCCGGCUGCUCUACGUGUGGUUGGACACCUUGGGAAGGCAUUUGACCGUGCUCUUGGCAGCAGCUCUACUUGUUUGUAUCGUAGGCAGCAAGAUAUUAUGCCCUUGUAGAAAGUGUGUAAACUCAUUUUGGAAAGAGGCAAGUGAAGUCCGUGAGCACUUGAUAUGUGAUGGGUUUCUAAAAGGGUAUAGAACAUGGAACUUACAUGGAGAAGCUAGCUCUUCUGUGAAUCAUGGGAAUUGUGAUGCUGCUGAGGUCAUAGAGGAUUCUAGUGAGGAUGAUGAAAUAUUUGAUUUGCUUAGAGACUUAGAUGCUGGUCUAGAUGAUAGAGGAGAUUUUGAGGACAAUAGUUCAACUUUGGAAACUUGUCCUGAACUAGUUGCCCUUCAAAAGUUGGUAGCAGAAAAUAGCAAAGAGCUAUACCCAAAUUGCAAGAAAUAUACACAGCUAAGGUUCCUAAUUAGAUUGCUCCGCAUCAAACUCCUUGGAGGAUGGUCUGAUAGAUCUAUGAACCUACUACUAGAUCUACUUAAUGAUGCACUCCCUGAGGGUUCAAAUCUACCUAGAAACUUCCAUGAAGCUAAGAAAUUGGUAAAAUCCAUUGGAGUUGGUUACAACAGUAUUCAUGCUUGUCCAAACGAUUGUGUUCUCUACUGGAAAGAGAAUGUGGAUUUAAAUGAGUGUCCAAAAUGUGAGGUUUCUCGAUGGAAAUCAGAUAGGAAGAGUCUAGAUGGGAGACAUGUGUAUAAGGUUCCUAAGAAGAGCCCAAGGUCUACAGAAAAUGUUGAUGCACAUCAUCAUGAUGCUCAUUUCGAAGAAGAUGAAGAUUAUGGAGAUAAUGAAGACCAUGAUGCAUGUCCCGAGGAGGGUGAAUACUUGUUUGCACGGAGGUGUCUUGCAGCCCAUACUAAGCAGUUUCAUCAACAUAGCCCCACUAGUGCAGCCCAUACAGUGCAGACCCAUGCAACCUCACCCCAUCAGUGCGCCCCCAACGAUACAGCCCAUGUUGCGCAGCACCAUGCACCCUUGUCUAGUCACCGCUUCCCCAACAAUGCAGCCCCUACAGUCCAGCACGGUGCAGCACAUGAAGAGCAGCCCCAUGCAACCUCGUUUCGUCAGUGUAUCCCCAGCAACGUUCUUCCUGCAGUGCAGCACGAUGCAACCCAUGAAGUGCAACCCGAUGCAGCAAAACGAGCAAAGCCAGUGCAACCCCAAGUUGGAAUGAAUGUGAUGUUAUAUGAGGUGGUGAGAUCCAAUGCACGUGUGGCUCUGGGAACAAUUAUUUCAACAAAUCCUAAAACCAUUAUUGGAGGUGUACCUCUUGGAAAGCAAUAUUGUGAAGUUGUUGUGAAUCAUGUGCUGAAAAGGGACGCAACUCUGCCUCGCACUUAUCCUGGUGUUUAA